GUCGAGCCCUAUAUAUGCAUGGUGGAGUAUGGGUGUACCGAGUCAUCUUACACUCUUAAGCAUCGACGACGACAUGGCCGCCGGCGACAAGGGUAGCCUCCUCGCCGGCUUCGCCACCUUCCUCCAGCUCAUCUGUGGCGGCGGCGGCGGUGGCGAGGACUAUCAGCUGCCGAUCGAUCACAACCAUCCCGACCACAAAGCCGACAUCCUCAUGUACGGGGACAUGGUGGAGGCCGCCUACAAGGCCUUCGCCGGCGACGACGACGAGAAGGAGGUUCACUACUACGGCGGCGGCGGCUACUUGUACUUGGCCACCACCAACCUCUACGCCACCAUCGACGCCGUCCCGGCGCCGCUCGAGGCGGCGCUCCCCGUCCUCCGCGGCGUCGACAAUCCCUACUGGUUCGGUUACGUCGCCGCCGCGUGGCGCGGCGGCUACUGGGACGUCGUCGUCCCGUGGCGCGGCUCCGUGAACGUCGCCGACUGGUCGAUGAACAUCCAGUUCCCCCUCGUGCCGUUCAAGCCGUACACGUCGAAGGAUAAGGGGAUCGGAUGCGGCGCCGCCGCCGCCGCUGCCGCCGGCGAGGUGGAGAAGGGCUUCCACAAGGUGUACGCGUCCAAGGACAAGGCCGGGAAGGGUCAGCGCGGCGAGCUCAGCGCACAGGAGCAGGUCGUCGAGGAGGUGAGGCGAUUGGUCGGCCAUUUCCGGCGAGAAGAUCCCGGCGUCGGCGUCCGCGUGACCAUGGCGGGGCACAGCCUCGGCGGCGCGCUCGCCCUGAUGGCCGCGCACGACGUCGCGGCGGCGCUGGCCGACGACGACGUCCCCGUCCGCGCCGUGACCUUCGGCGCGCCGCGCGUCGGCGACGGGGCGUUCCGCGACGCCCUGAUCAAGGGCCGCCACGUCGACGUGGUGUCCCUCGUCGUCAAGCAGGACUUGGUGCCGCGGCUGCCGCCGGGCCACCGGUACGUGCAGGUCACCGAGAAAGUCGUCGAGCUCGUCGUCGACGACGCCGCCGUCGCCAUGUCGCUGUCGGCGUCGCACAGCCUGGAACAGUACCUGCACCUGUUCAGGCGCCUGUGCGACGACGACGGGCAAGCCUUCGCGGCGCCCCAUGACGGCGGCGAGGUGGCGCCGGAGAAGAAGAACAAGUGGCCGGAGAUGGAGGAGGAGGCUGACGGCUACAAGCGGCUGCCGCUGUCCGAGCUGGACAAGCUCAUCACCAAAUAAAGGCUUGAAGCUCCAAUUUUCCCAGGAAAUUAACUGAACUAUUUCUACGUACCAGGCUCACACAAGAUAUGUUAUCCUGCGUGUGCUUUCUCCGGUUAAAAUCAUAUGUGUUUAAGAAACUAUAUCUUGUUAACUUAGUGAAACUCUGUUCAUCCCUUA
Oryza sativa Japonica Group (Japanese rice) is the source of this 1387-nucleotide messenger RNA. RefSeq names its product phospholipase A1-II 7. NCBI's taxonomy places the organism in Eukaryota, Viridiplantae, Streptophyta, Magnoliopsida, Poales, Poaceae. The record is from RefSeq and is a predicted model, not a curated record. Gene Ontology annotation, molecular function: glycerophospholipase activity. Gene Ontology annotation, biological process: lipid metabolic process.